This is a messenger RNA of Choloepus didactylus (southern two-toed sloth), 2172 nucleotides long. It is a transcript of the gene BCL2L14, whose product is annotated as BCL2 like 14. The transcript is spliced from 6 exons. Lineage: Eukaryota; Metazoa; Chordata; Mammalia; Pilosa; Megalonychidae. The record is from RefSeq and is a predicted model, not a curated record. Bases 152 to 1126 code for a protein of 324 amino acids. Gene Ontology annotation, biological process: regulation of apoptotic process.
CAGAUGGAGUCUUACUAAAUGAGAAGGCAGGAAGACCUGUUUAGAGUUUCCUCUUAAGUUUUGUGGAGAGAUAUUCAGAUAUAGAAUUAUCCUCUUAACCAUCUCGACCGGAGCAGGAGAAACCACUGACAGCUCCGGGACCAGGUCCACCAUGUGCUCCACCAGCGCGUGUGACCUGGAAGAGAUUCCCCUGGACGAUGACGACUCAAAUAGCAUGGAAUUCAAAAUCCUGGCCUUCUAUGUCAAACACCACGUCUUCAAGAGCACCCCCGCUGUCUUCUCACCAAAGAUGCAGAGGACAAGAAGCUUGUCCCAGAGCUGGUCAGUAAGCGAGUCAUGGGCACAGAUGUCAUGGCCUUGCAGGACUUCCCGAUCCAGUGAGAAGCCCCUAAACAUUGGCAAGAUAAAGUCUUCCUGGAGAACACUGUUUGGCGUGGUGGAGAAGGAGGACACGCAGAGCCUGCCUGUGCGGUUGGAGGGUCAAGGUCCAGAAACACCAGCCAGUCCAAGCGGUGCUCGCAGCCAGCAGUGGUCUCGGUCCCUCCCUAACGUGGAACAGCAUGUAGAGCAAGAAGCUGUGGACCCCAAAGUUGUUUCCAUUGCCAACCGUGUUGCUGAAAUUGUUCAUUCCUGGCCACCACCAGAAGACAUCCACUACCAGGGAGGAAAAUUCAAGUCCAAACACAGCGUCGUACCACAGGGACCCCAAGCCCAGUGCUCCCAGCCUAGAUCCGAAAAUGCUCAGAAAGAUGGAGAAGACCAAAUAAUAGCCAAAAUUGUUGAGUUGCUGAAAUAUUCAGGGGAUCAGUUGGAAAGAGAGUUGAAGAAAGACAAAGCUUUGAUGAACAGUUUCCAGGAAGGGCUGUCCUACUCUGUUUUCAAGACCAUCACAGACCAGUUCCUAAGGGGUGUGGACACCAGGGGAGAAUCGGAGGUCAGAGCUCGUGGCUUUAAGGCUGCCCUCGCAAUAGACGUUGCUGCCAAGCUCACUGCCAUCGACAACCACCCCAUGAACAGGGUGCUGGGCUUUGGAACAAAGUACCUGAAAGAGAACUUCUCCUCCUGGGUCCAGCAGCAUGGUGGAUGGGAAAAAAUACUUAUGAUAUCGCAUGAAGAAGUAGACUGAAACAUCAGGAGAGUCAUCAUCUGGAAUAUUCAGUGUGCAAACAGCGGUCCUGUGUACAUUGGUCUCAGUAUAGACUGUGGGAGAAAAUUAAAAUGUAUAAGGCAGAUGGAACACUGGAGUCUUCAAAAACAUUAACGUGUUCCUGUAAAUCAAGAGGUCUUGUUCAUCUCCAGCUCAAAGAAUUUAGUAGCACGGCCUUUGACAUUGAUGUUUUUCAGGCCCUCCAUGGACAAGUGGUAAUUCUUUCAAAUGUUCAAAACAGGAACCAUCACCUUACCUCUGCUAGCUGCUUUAGGAAAAGCAUGUUACAGAUGUCUGUUGACCUCAUGAGGGUGAAAUGAUAAACUGUACAAGUGCUUACCCUGGUUUCUAGUACUAUUUAUCUAUUUUUUAAACCACACUUGGAAUGGCCUGAUAUAGGCCUGAUAUACCUUUAGGAAGAUGGUGCUGUUCAUGAGCUGAACAUAAGCAGAUGUAGUUUCAAGAGACUCUUUAGCUUAUUGAUACAUCCAUGAGCUCGGGGAGCCAGGGAUGAUUCUGCCUUUUUGACUAGUUUCUCUGUGGAUUCCUUUGGUAGUUUGAAAACUUCCAUUUGGCAGAAACUAUGACUCCCACAACCCUCAAGUCUCUUCUCAGUGACCACACCUCCAUGUCUCCAGGCCUCUGGGGCUUUCUUUAUUAUUCUUUGUGGUAGUGUAAAAUGAUUAGUAGCUGGUAAAAUAAAUAUGCAGAAAGACCACUGUCAAGAGUGUAUUUUGUUUAAAAGAAGUAAUGGUACUUAUCUUGAGGGUAUUUGUUUUACAUAAAGUGCUUACACAGUGCUUGCUAUUUAGGAAGUGCUAAGUGUUCACUUAUGUUCCCUAUUAUGUGCUGUAAAUUUCCUUUGCUUUCAAAGCAGUCACUACUUUUCUGAAAUUGAUACUGUUCAGAAUGAGGACUUUUAACAAGUGAAAUGUGCUCAAUAGCCAGUGUGUAACAUGCAGCAGGUGUUUUUUUUUUUAAUUCUAUCAAAUUAUAGGAUCUUAGGAAUUUCUGGUCUCUACCAU